Messenger RNA from Durusdinium trenchii, 810 nucleotides. The record is from the annotation of a GenBank genome assembly. NCBI's taxonomy places the organism in Eukaryota, Dinophyceae, Suessiales, Symbiodiniaceae.
AUGGCAACGAAGCCGGAGGAGCUUGAGGCAGAGGAGCGGUGUAGGCCUAGGCCACGUUCUCGUUGUCAGCUCUGCCUAUGCUCUUGCUGUGGCAUUUUGAUUUUGAUCUCCUUGGCAGAGUUCAUACUGGCGGGCGUCGUUGGCCUGGCGUUAGGGAUGGGCUUAUCUCCUGUGCUGCUUCUCCUUGCCGCUUUGUACGUGGUCCUACUGAUCAGACCUGAUGCUGAGAGGGGUCCAAAAUGCCGAAUUCUGCGCAUUCUCUUGCUCGUUUUGGCAACACCGCUGGCGCUUGUCUGCGUGAUUUUGUUUGGGCUUCAUUUGCAGACUUUCUUCAACAACCCUGGCUGGGACAGCUUUCCAGAAAGCUGCCGCGUGGCGGGUUGCUGCAGGCUGAGCCUCAGUGAUCCUAGGUGUCGGGAAGGUGCCACCAUGCCUCUGCUCAUCACCAAUGCCACCGCUCAGGAGGUGGGACAGGAGAUUCGAAGAUGGGCAGAAGGCAAGAUCAAUUGGCCAGAGGAUUGCAGAUGGGUUGAUUCCAAACCUGAAGCCUAUAGUGUGCCAUCGAUGGGGGCUAUAUCUGGCACCUUUGCAUGGGUGAGCUGCAGCACUUCUGCUUGGAGAUUUGUGGACGACAUCGCCUGGCGCUACGGAGCGGUCACCUGCAGCCAAGACACAGGAGUUCUCGUAGAAGUUCAUUCGGAGCAGCGAGCUGGAAUGGAUGAUGGUGGACAUAACAUGUACCGUGCGCGGUUCAGUGUGGGCCAUUUGCAACAAACUUUUGGCAGUUCAAGAUUUGUGGAUGCUUGCUGA